AUGACAUCUACAAUAAAAAAACCUAGAUUAUGGCGGAUACGAAAAAAUAAAAGAGUAAGCUUAAAAGCUAAAAAAUGUCUAGAAACCUGCAUGUCAAAAUUUAACUGUAGAGUAUUUGCCAGGAAUUGUGCCUGUGGCAAGAAAGCAUUCGAUGAUGCUAUAAGACCCGUAAAUUUCCGUGUAAAGGGUGUUUUUGUUACAAUAAGUUUAAUUUGUAGAAAUGCUGCAUCUAUUAGAACUAUUUUGACUCGUUAA
This is a messenger RNA of Vairimorpha ceranae, 255 nucleotides long. RefSeq lists its product as hypothetical. Bases 1 to 255 code for a protein of 84 amino acids. The transcript has a single exon. The record is from RefSeq and is a predicted model, not a curated record. NCBI's taxonomy places the organism in Eukaryota, Fungi, Microsporidia, Nosematidae.